AUGCUGCAAAAGUCACACGAGGAAAGUAGCGAGGGCGCUCUGUUCCCCGCGCCGAGGUCCCCGCAGACUCGGAACAGCAGUAGCAGCAGAAGUAAUAUAAGUAGCAGUACCGGCAGUACUAGUAAUAGAAUUACCAGUGGUGGUUCUAGUAUUAGCAGCGGUAGAACUAGCAACAGCAGCAGCAGCAACAGUAGCAGCAACAGUAGCCGUAGCAGGGAGCAAAGAUCCGUCAUCAAUUUUCUGUAUAAUUUUGGAGCCCAAUUGGGUGUGCGUAAUUUCGGCGGCAAACUUGAAUAUGGCGACAUUUCCCAGUUCGGCCUCUCAAGUAGUUGGCCAAGUGCCAGGAAACUUAGCAAGGCUCGCAGUAAGGACGUGGGUCCAUGCUACAACGGGGAGGAAACAGCGCUUUUAAACGGCUGCAGAAUGGAUGUUUUCCGCGCCCAGACUCGCGUGCUGGAGGGCAACAUGUGUGGGUUUUUUACGUGGCUCAUAAGCAUGGAUUUCUUAGGGAAUAAAUCGGUGUAG
This is a messenger RNA of Penaeus monodon (black tiger shrimp), 525 nucleotides long. RefSeq lists its product as uncharacterized. Bases 1 to 525 code for a protein of 174 amino acids. The transcript is spliced from 4 exons. NCBI's taxonomy places the organism in Eukaryota, Metazoa, Arthropoda, Malacostraca, Decapoda, Penaeidae. The record is from RefSeq and is a predicted model, not a curated record.